UCUUUGAUUUCUGGCACCUGCUACAUUCAUGGUUCGUUGCAUCCAUCAAACAGGAAACAGAGUUUGACAUGGGUUCACCAGUUCCACAAUCAUUGACAUUCGUUGAAUUUUGAGUAGAUUGAAAAUGCUGCUUCUUCUGAGUUGUUGGAUUAUUGCAGGGAUUACAGCAGAGGACCUGCCACCGAGGCACUACCAGGAAAACAACUCAUUAUGUCUAAAAGUUAGAAAUUCACCACCAUAUCCUGAUAGUUGGUGGAGUUUUAACGAGACUAAAAUUAUUGUUAGGAAUAGAAACAUCACAUCCAAGUACGCAGACAAAGUGGAAUAUAAUUCAAAGGACCACUCCUUGUGCAUCAAGAAACUCACUGAGGCAGACGCUGGCAUCUAUACAUUUAAAUUCUUUAUUUCUGAGGGUCUGAAAACUGAGACCCACAGACUAAUAUUUGAAGAAACUGUUCCCAAACCUGUCAUUAGGAUUUCAGCACUGCACUCCAACCUGUCAGCUGGACCGUGCAACUUCACAGUCAACUGCUCCAUCCAGGAUGACUGGUUGUCGUCUGUCUGUGAUGUAGACGGUUGCAGAACAUCUCAGAAAUCACUCAGGAAGGUCAAAAUCACCAUCUUCACUGACAACAAAUCUAUUGCCUGCAGUGGCAACAACCACGUCAGCACAAGCAAUGUGUCUGAAAGCAUAGAGGCAACGUGUUUUAGAAAAUCUAAUCCUGAACAUGAAGAGACAUCAGAAUCACCCACUGCAAUAGUAAUAGUAAUAGUAAUAGUUAUAGUGUUUGUAUCCCUCUGUGCUUUUACUUUCUGUGUGGCUAAGGGACUCUUUUCAACAGAAGACAAUCGCUAUCAGGCAGAGACCUCUACUGCUCAGAUAAUACAAAGCCAGUCAGUGGAGGCACAGCCACAGCCUGUGCAGAGAGUCUCUUCCUCUUCUUCCAGUCAAGCUGAGGCCUUUUAUGAAAACGUGGAUGCCACACAGCCCUGCCAGACCAUCAGCCCAACCAUCAGCUCAAGAGAGGACUUGGAGUCCAAGCAAAGUCAGAAAGUAGAUAGUGUCUACAGCGUUUUACAGGUACCAAAGGUGACUUCCUCCCUAGGCAAGAAGACACAAGAGGCAUCGACUUCACAGUGUGUCACCCUGCAUGAGUCAGAGCCCCCUGGGCAGAUUGACACACUCUACAGUGUGUUGCAUAGGCCACAACAUCUGAAGUCACAGCACCACCAAUAGGUCAACAACAAGAUUUUCAGAAGCGAAAGAGAUGAAGAUGAGAAGCGAAAGAAGCCCGUUAGACUCUGUGUCAGCCAGAAUGAUGAUAUGGACAAAAGAGGACACACCUUUGUGGAUUAUGCAGUUAUUUUGUACAGUGUUUUGGUAUUGUAUUUGUUUUCUUUCAGAAUAAAUAUGGGGCUUAAUUAUAUAUAUUCUUUAUAAAAAAUGAAUAAAACACGGAUUAUCUGUAUUUUCUUCAAUAAUAAUAACCACUUUCUAUUAUCAUAUGAA
This is a messenger RNA of Sebastes umbrosus (honeycomb rockfish), 1510 nucleotides long. RefSeq lists its product as uncharacterized. Lineage: Eukaryota; Metazoa; Chordata; Actinopteri; Perciformes; Sebastidae. The transcript has 5 exons. The coding region runs from base 125 to 1237 and encodes 370 amino acids. The record is from RefSeq and is a predicted model, not a curated record.